Monomorium pharaonis (pharaoh ant) is the source of this 3956-nucleotide messenger RNA. RefSeq names its product L-threonine dehydratase catabolic TdcB (gene Srr). The coding region runs from base 2489 to 3415 and encodes 308 amino acids. Gene Ontology annotation, biological process: L-serine catabolic process; L-threonine catabolic process. Lineage: Eukaryota; Metazoa; Arthropoda; Insecta; Hymenoptera; Formicidae. Gene Ontology annotation, molecular function: threonine deaminase activity; L-serine ammonia-lyase activity. The record is from RefSeq and is a predicted model, not a curated record. The transcript has 6 exons.
UUAUUCUAAAAAUAAAGUCAAAUUAAUCAAAACAGAGUUAUCUUUUUUUUUUCAAUUUAUCAUGGCACUAAAUUCUACUAUUUGUAUUUUCAACUAAGUCUUGAAAGUCUUACAGACGUAGGUUAAUGGAACUUUAUAAGACUGCAUGUAGUGGAGUGUCACGUGGUAUUGAUUGAUUGCUCGGACGUGUGCAACAGGUGUCUAUUUAAUGCAGCUUGCAUCAUCAUGCAUUGAAAUUACUAUUCUAUGAAAGUAUUUACGAGAAUAAAAUAAGGGAUACUCUGAUAUUGAUAGCAUAAUUGAAGAAAAAAAGACUACUAAAAAAAAGUACAUAGAAACAUAAACCAGAUCUUGCAUACAAAAAUAUUAUAAUCAUAAAUAUUAUAUUAUUCUUUGACGAUGUUGAACAAUUUAUUUUAUACAAAUUACAUAAAACGCAAAGAUAUAAUCAAUUCGAUUUUCGAAACAAGUGUUUUUUUUUUAAAUAAAGUCGAAGCACGCGAGAAAAACCCCGUUAUAUGUUCUUGAUUUAUCUCUCGAUCUACUUAGAAGCUACUACUUUUACGAUUAGGCAUAAAGGAAUACUAUUAAGGCGUUUGAAAGUAAGGUUUUGAACGCACGUAGGAGUGCAAAGCGAAUCCUUUCCUUUCUUGGUAUGCUCGGGAGGUAGAUAUCACCGUCAUCGAGAGAUCUUACGCACGCAACAGGUACCCGAUUAAAAAUGUUUCCCACGUUUUACGUUCCCCAUCGUUAAGCUUGAGAUAAACUAACGAAAUAACGGGCACGUUCGAAUUUACCGGAAGGCACGAAAGUCUGAAAAAAAAAAUGCACCGCUCUUUUCUUCCGUUUCGUUCACUCGCCACAGCGAGUCUCUCAAAUGAUCUAAUGCAGCUUUUAUGCAGCAGCAACGUGAUGUUCCUCAAAACAUCAUAGAUCGUUACUGCUUUCAUUAGGAAGUUCACGAAAGAAUCGGCAUUGUAAUGCGUGGCGAUCGUGAUGUCCAUUUUAGAAUAAAAAUGAUGAAAAGGAGAAAACAGGUGACGCGACAAUAACGCUACCUGUAUGGACUUCCUCCGUGUGUGAAUGAAUAUGUAUAUUGAAUUUAAUUAGCGAGUCAAGGCCGCGACAAUAUUGUUUCCAUUGCAAACGUACCGUCGGCGUCGUCAUCGUCGUUGCUAUCGUCAUUCUAGAAUCUGAUGCCGUUCACGCUUUCCAGAGACAGCACACCGAUGUGUGUGUUUGAUUAGCGAUUAAAACUCUCCUCUUACAGCAUUAAGACGACACAAAUAAUAAAAUCGUGUAACAAGAAAAAAAUAACGGAAAAUCGUAAUAAAUAUGUUUACCUAUUUAUCAACUUAUCGUUGAUAAACAGUGUGGUUUAUUAAAUUUUUUUGUAAGGAAUUUAUUACUUUUAACAUUUGUAUUUACUUAACGACAUUAAACUCUCUUUCUCUAACUUUCAGCAAAGCAGAAAGAGCAAGAGAGAGAGAGAGAAGAGAGUGAAAAGUGAACGUGAGUCUGCAGAACGCGGAAGAAUAUUUUCCAGUUGUUACUAUCUAAUCGGCAUCUGCGCAACGAGAUUAAGAUAUGUACAGAGUAACGCUUGUCUUGCAUUAGAUACUAAUCGUUAGUCGGGUUUCACGCGAGUUUGUUAUUUAAAGUAGGUGCACAAUCGCCGUUAGCAAUCAACAAAUGUGUAUAAGCAUGUCUAUACACAUAUGUACACAUCGUAAUUCUCAAUGUUUCGAGAGAUGAGAGAUAAUAAUUGAAUUGUCUUGUCUUACUAAAAAUGUGAGCAGUUUUGACAAAUAAAUUUCUGUUUUAAUUUGUAGCAUCACUUUAAUUCCAUAUUUUAGAUAGAAACGCGACUAAUAAAAACAAUAUUUUCUUUUUACUUCUAAAUUUAUUAUCUAGAAAUAUUAUUUAUAAUUUUUGUUAAUUUUUCGAGGCCGAAAUACACAGUCAAAGGAUAGAUGUUUCGAUAAGAGACAAUAAUUAAAUUUUCAUUAUAAAUGUAACCUACAAAUAAAUUUCGAAUUAUCUGACAUUUGUGGCAUCGUUUUAAUUUACCAUUUUUUAAAACAACGAUUUUUUAAAGUUAACAUUUCAAUUUUUUGUUAAUUUUUCGAAGUCAAAUCUAUAUAACCAAAGAUAAACAGAUGAAUAUAAACGAAUAAUUGUCGAUCAUAUUUUCUCGUGAUAUUUCUGCCAGAUGUGUGGAAUUAAAUUAAAAAUGAUAACAUUUCAUUAAUGAAUAAACAGGAAGGCGAAAAUCAUGGUCUUCGGUCGCAUUAAGAAAGAUCGUUCUGGAAUUUCUGAAGCGUGGGAGGCUACCGGUAACAUGUCGACCAUGUGAAAUCAGUUAAUAAUUGAAAAAGGUUAUCCGAGUCCACAAAGGGAAUUUUUCUGGCAUCAAUAUAUUUCGUAUGAGAAAAUCAGAUCGGCGUUGUUUGAAAUACGAGAAUGGUGUAUAAGAACGCCAUUGCGCAUGAGCUCGUUACUACAGAAUAAAGGUUUCAAUAUCUAUUUGAAGAGUGCGUAUUGCAACGAAAAUGAUCCAAAUCUGAACAGCAUUAAAACACGAGGCGUGAUUUAUUCUCUGCAACAGUUAACGGCCGAGCAGAAAAGCAAGGGAGUGAUAGCGAUCUCAACGGGUAGCUUCGCUUAUCCUCUCUGCUCUUUCGGACGAAGAUUUGGUAUACCGGUGACGGUGGUGAUGCCGCAAGAUGCAGCAGAGGAAAGAAAAGUCAGAAUGUGUAGAGAUCUCGGAGCCAGAGUGAUAAUUAAGGGUAGAAAUAUAACAGAAGCACAUGUUAGCGCUUUGCGUACGGCCCAAGCGGAAGGCUUGUUUUAUCUCGACGGAAACGAUCAUCCAUACAUGAUCGUAGGUCAAGCCACUUUUGGCAUAGAAUUGGAUGAAAUAAGGGAUGAGAAAGGACAAAUGAAAAAGUUUCCAUUGGAUGCAGUGAUAUUACCGACGAACAUUAAUGGCUGCAAUUUAACAAUGGGUCUUGCGUUGGCUAUCAAACAGUGGCAUCCAAAUAUAAAAAUUAUUGAGAUCUGUAGUGAACAAAAUAAUUCUUUGAUCCAAGAUGUUAGAAAACAAACGCUUUCGACUACCGAAUUAAAAGAUAGCCCGAGGACUUUCUGGGGACAUAAGAAUAUAGAUUGUUUACCAAAUUGUUGGAUUAAUUUGUUUAGUACAGUAUCUGAGAAAUUUGUUCAAAAAGCAGCCGAUCUUCUACUAGAAAAAGAAAACAUUAUUGACUCUUAUGCAGCAAUUGGUUUAGCUGCAAUUUUAAAUGGUCAACUUGAUGAUUUAAAAGGAAAAAACGUGCUGAUACCUCUAUUCGGUAGAAUGGACUCGUUCAUGGAUCUUACGAAUAAACCUGGUUCUUCAAGGGAGGUUAAUUAGAGAUCGUUAUACUUCUGAACAGAUUACUGAUUAAGAUAAAUUGUAAUAAAAUUGUGCGUACUUAUGGUAAAUAUUCAGGUAAACAUUUGUAAACUUAAGAAUGCAGAACCAGUCCGUAUAACUUCGUAAUCUCUAAAUUACAAUUAGUGAAAAAUCACUAAAAUCAGUAAAAAUACACUGAUUUCAGUGGUAUACUUAUAACUUGUCAAUCAGUGAAAUAAAUACACUGAUCUUUUAAUGAUUAUACUAAUUUUGCAGUAAAAAUCACUAAAAGUCAGUGGAUAAUUACUAAUUAUCACAGUUAUGAGUAUACCACUGCAAAUCAAUGAAAAUACACUAAUUGCAAUUUGAAGAGUAGACAAAACUUGAUCAAAAUUACGAAGGAAACUUCAAUAUUGAAUUUAUGUUAAAUCAAAUAGCUGAUGUAAAAUUUCUUAAAAAUUUUAUAUUAAUAUACUGGAUAUACUUAUAUUUUUAUAAACACAAUGUAAAUAUAAACAUUACUCUUGCCACUAAUAAACAUUAGAGAUACCCUAUAAAA